This is a messenger RNA of Alosa alosa (allis shad), 6176 nucleotides long. Its product is annotated as regulating synaptic membrane exocytosis protein 1-like. Bases 131 to 3541 code for a protein of 1136 amino acids. Gene Ontology annotation, cellular component: cytoskeleton of presynaptic active zone; presynaptic membrane. Gene Ontology annotation, molecular function: small GTPase binding; transmembrane transporter binding. Gene Ontology annotation, biological process: calcium ion-regulated exocytosis of neurotransmitter; regulation of synaptic plasticity; positive regulation of synaptic transmission. The record is from RefSeq and is a predicted model, not a curated record. The transcript has 31 exons. Lineage: Eukaryota; Metazoa; Chordata; Actinopteri; Clupeiformes; Clupeidae.
CUGGGAGUGCUACCCUCUGGAUCCAGCUGCAUGGCAUAAGCCUCGCUCUCCUCAGCAUCCGGUGACAUGGCAGCCAUCCAAGGAAGGUGAUCAUUUAAUCGGCCGCAUCACUCUGACCAAGAGGACAACCAUGCCCAAAGAGGCCGGUGCCAUGCUCGGGUUAAAGGUGGUCGGUGGAAAGAUCACAGAGACGGGCCGACUCGGGGCUUUUAUCACUAAAGUAAAGAAGGGCAGCCUGGCUGACGUGGUGGGCCAUCUACGUGCAGGUGAUGAGGUGCUUCAGUGGAAUGGAAAAUCGUUGCCAGGAGCAACUAAGAAAGAAGUUUACAAUAUAAUUUUGGACUCGCAGUCCGAGCCCCAGGUGGAGCUGGUGGUGUCCAGGCCCAUUGGGGUGCAUAAAAGGCUUUAUGACAUACCAAGAAUCCCAGAAACAUCCCAUCCUCCAUUAGAAUCUACUCUUCCACACGCUCCAGCAGGUUCGAGCUCCUUCGAGUCCCAGAAGAUGGAGCGGCCCGUCAUCUCUAUCCUCUCCCCGUCCAGCCCCGGAGGCCUGCGGGACGCCCCCCAGACCCUGCCCGGACAGCUCUCAAUGAAGAUGUGGUACGAUAAGGUUGGACACCAGCUGAUAGUCAACGUUCUCCAGGCCAUCGAUCUGCCGGCCAGGCUAGAUGGUCGACCCAGGAACCCCUACGUCAAAAUGUACUUCCUGCCCGAUCGCAGUGAUAAGAGUAAAAGGAGAACGAAAACAGUGAAAAAGAGUCUGGAACCCAAGUGGAACCAGACGUUCCUAUACUCUCAUGUGCACCGGCGUGACUUCAGAGAACGUAUGCUGGAGAUCACCAUAUGGGACCAACCCAGAAUUCAGGAGGAGGAGAGUGACUUCCUGGGAGAGAUCCUGAUCGAGCUGGAGACGGCCCUGCUGGACGACAAGCCCCACUCGUACAAGCUGCAGAUGCAUGACGUCUCGUCCAUCCCCCUGCCCAACCCCUCGCCAUACCUCCCGCGCAGACACCUGCACCCCGACUCGCCCGCCAAGAGGCUACAACGAUCUCAGCGCAUCACAGAAACUGAUUAUGAUGAUGCUAUUGGCGUAGUGGCCACAGCUGUGGAGAACCGCUCGCGGGAUCGAGAGAGAGAGAUGGAGAGAGGAAGACAGAGGGACAGAGGGUCCACUAGCCUGGAGGUCCCUGGAGAUGCCCCGCGCCCCCCCCACCACCGCUCGCGCUCAGUGUCGCCCCAUCGAGAUGAGCAGAGCAGAGAGUGCUCACGACCCCCCCACGUCCCAACACAGAGGAGCUUGGAUGAAGGUCAUCACAACCGUCGCUCCCGAUCCCCUACCCGGUACCAGGACUACACCCGCGGUCACCAAGAGAGGGAAUACGUGGACGAAAGUGAGGUCAUCAUGAUGCACAGCUCGAUGCGUGGUAGAAGUGCCGAGUGCCUGCACACCGCAAGGAGCUCGUCUAAGUACAGUAGCUCUCUUCCUCCUAAGAUGCCUCUCUUAGUCAAUGGCAUCCAUAAGGAGUUCUACAGCUCAACUCUCCCUGCAUGCUUAAAGACCAAGUCUCGACUGAGGUCGAAUGGGGUCACUGCUACUCGCAGCACGAUUACUCACCGUGUGCUCAGGUUUACAGACGAGAUUACCAUUCGUGAUCUGCAGCCAUCUCUUGACAGGGUUAGGAGCGCUAGUGCCAACUGUCUGAGGCCAGAGUCUAAAUCCUAUUCGCCCGAGAGAGAAAGGACCACCCAGUCUCUUCCCCGCAUCAGACCUUCCAGUCCCAGGAUACUAAUCCAACAUGCCUCCCCCGAGGAUGACAGUUGGAUGCUGGAGCCCAUGUUCCCCACUCAGGAGACACAAAACCACCUGAGCGCCAGACCGGUGUUCCGGAGGCAACCAAGACCUCUGGACAAACCUAGCUGUCAGACACACGGCAAGAAACUCUCUGACAGUGACAGAAUACGGCCCACCUCUAUCUUAAGGGGCUCUCGAAGGAAGGGGGUCUCCCUGCCUCCUCUGGGUAAGGUGAUCCAUGGGGGGUCUACCCCUGGCUCGCCCCAUCUGGACAGCAGGACACAUCCACACGGAAGCCCUGCGUACACCUCCUCAUCCACGGGGACAGCAACGGCCACGCGCAGGGGCAGGCAGCUACCCCAGGUUCCCGCCAAAAGCAGCAGUGUAGAGCAAGCCCUCGCAGCAGAGGAGCGAGCUCGAAAGAUGAAAGUACAUUCCUAUAGAACGCCAGGCCCCUCCAGUGCCAGCCAGGACCUGGAGAGGGCGCUGAAGAGUAAACAAGAGCUUUACAAAGACCAGCGGCGGAGCUGUGACAACGUAUCCCACAAGUCCUCGGACAGUGAUGUCAGCGAUGUGUCAGCCAUCUCUCGAGCCAGCAGUGCCUCUCGGAUCAGUAGCACCAGCUACAUGUCCAUCCAGUCAGAACGGCCCCGAGGGAGACUCAGGUCUAAGUCUUUAGAGGGCUGUGAGGGGGAGGAGAGGAGAGAGAGGAGGAUAACGUGGAAAGUGAAUGGGACAGAUGACGAGCUGCUGGAAAGGCACUCGGAUGAAGGGGAGGAGAGUCGUCACAUGCGCCCGUCGGGCCGGAGCAUGCAGAAGAGCACGAGUGUGAGUGGCGAGAUCUACUCCAUGGAGCGCACCGACGGCAGCCAGUCGGACACGGCGCUGGGCAUGCUAGCCGACGGCAACGACGGUAGCGGCAAGAAGCGCCGCUCCAGCCUGAGUGCCCGUGUGGUCGCCAUCGUGGGCCUGCCAUCCCGCCUCAGCCGCAGCACCUCCCAGCUCAGCCAGACAGAAGCUGCCCAGAAGCAGCAGAAGACCAAGGGGAGUCAGGGUGGUAUCCAACGUAGCCAGGAGACGGGCAUGGCGGUGGAGUACCCGCGCAACGCCAUGGCCCGCCAGGCCAGCCGCGAGUCCACCGACGGCAGCAUGAACAGCUACAGCUCUGAGGGGAAUCUGAUCUUCUCAGGGAUGAGGCUCGGGGCUGACAGUCAGUUCAGCGACUUCCUGGACGGCCUGGGUCCUGGUCAGCUGGUGGGGAGACAAACCCUGGCCACGCCCGCCAUGGGAGACAUCCAGAUCGGCCUGAUGGACAAGAAAGGUCAGCUGGAGGUGGAGGUGAUUAGGGCCCGUGGCCUUACACCCAAACCAGGAUCCAAAAACCUCCCAGCUCCCUAUGUCAAGGUCUACUUGCUGGAUAACGGGGUGUGUAAAGCCAAAAAGAAAACCAAGAUUGCACGAAAAACACUUGACCCGUUAUACCAGCAAGCGCUGCUUUUUGACGAGAGUCCGCAGGGUAAAGUUUUACAGGUCAUAGUUUGGGGCGACUACGGGCGAAUGGACCACAAAUGCUUUAUGGGAGUUGCACAGAUCCUAUUGAAGGAGCUGGACCUUUCAAGCACAGUGAUUGGCUGGUACAAACUCUUUCCUCCUUCCUCAUUGGUGGACCCUACAUUAGCUCCACUUACCCGACGGGCUUCCCAAACAUCACUCGAUAGUUCUUCAGUGCCGCCAGGCGUUCGGUCCUAGUGAAGGGGGAGGCAGGAUCCCCUCUCCCACCCCCCCAGGUCUACCUAAGCGGACCAAGGACACACACCUGUGGCAACAAUCAGAGCCCUGAGAGACAAACCAGAAUCACGAUCAAAGCUUUCACUGGAGCCUGACAAUCACUUCUCCACCCCUUAUAUUUUGGUUCUCUUUGCCAUUUUUGUCUUUUCUCUGCAGGUCUGUCGAGGUUUGAUUUUAUUUUGUUUUUUGUUUUUUUGUUGCUGGCUUCAUUCAUGCUGAAUGUGACCUUGUUCCAUUCAGUCACCGUGCGGAAGGCGGGAACAGACUGUUUGUUGACUAAACAAUCAAACUGGUCAGUCAAAGUAGUGAUGGCUGACUCUUGGUCAACAGUGUCAGUGGCAUCAUCAUGUUCUUUCUUCCUCCUUGCCAUAUAAGGAGUGUGGGUGUGUUUGGGACAGUCAAGACAGGGCUACAGAAAGUGAGGCAGGCCACUGUAAGACUGAGAGACCCCUCCUUUCCAGGGGUUGUACCACAGGUCAAAGGUCAAUAGGCCCCCGUCCCCCUAUGGUAGAUGCUGAUCUUAACAAGUCUGUUUACAGAAGAUCUCUCCAACUGCUUUGCCUUCUCACUGUACUUGUAUCUUGGUACAGGGGCACACACACACAUAGACAAACCAUACAUACAUACAUACAUACAAACAUUGCGCGCACGCACACACACACACACACACACACACAUACACGCGUGGAAUGUGAAGACCUGUGUUAUGUUUCCUGACAUUUGUUUCCAAACAUAAGUAACAUACUGAGCAGUUAUGGGAAGCCUCUUCCGUAAGUUUUCUUUUUUGUCUAAUAAUCAGUCAUUCCCUUUUAGUUUUUAGAAUAUUGUGUUCCAAGUGCACACAAUAGUGUAAGUGCACUCGACCUUGCAAAGCCACUGGCCCUGGUCCUUCCAUAGGUUGUUGAUGUUCAGUCCAAGUUUCAGCAUAAACCACUUUCAGCUGUUGCCAUGGUAUCACAGAAUGGUAUCACAGUCACAGUGAUUUGGCAAUUGCCAAUCAAGGUCAGAUAUGAUUACAGGAAUGGUCCGCUGAUGAUCUUUUACAAUCCAAGAACAGUUUUGGUUUGUUUUGUUUUUUUUUGAUUUAAAGCAAGCGCAAGAGCUUGAUCUUUUCUUUUUGAGUAAUAGAAAAUUAUUGCAUUUUGAGAAACAGAUAACAGGCUAAAUGAAAAAGCUUGAUUUUGUCCCCUCUUCUUAAAGCCAUUUUCUUCAUUUUCGUUUUGUUGUAUCACGUGUUUCUCAAGAAUCAGCAUUCACACACAUAACCCCUCUCUCCUCAUCUAAAUGUGGCAGUAAAAUGCAGGUUGUGUUUAGACCAGAGUUUUGUCCAGAGAUCUUCUCGAUACAAAAAAGAGAUAAAAGACGACAAAGGCCACCCUCUCCUUCUCGCCAGAGGAGCCAGCAUGUCUCUGGAACGGUCCCGAACUGCAUGCACAUUUUGUAAACCAAGACGGAUGAGAAUUAAAAAAAAAAUAACAAGAGACGAACAUACUCGUGUGUUAGUUCCACAUACUGUAGGCAAGCUUGUGUGUUGCAUGCACCUGUACAGUUUGCUCGUAUUUAAUGAAUAGAUUAGCCAAUGAACUGAAGCCAUUCAUUUCACACGUGGACGUUUGGCCAGGUCCCAUCCUGCUCGUUGUCCCCUGCGUUGAGGCUCGGUGUCUUUGGGGGAACAUUUUUUUCUUAAAUGUUUUAUUUUUUAGAUUUCCUUUUUUUUUAGAAAAAAAAACAACAACAAAAAGAUAUCCCUGUUGAUGAUCAAAAGUGCUGUACUGUCUGCUGUACUCAGCAAACACAAGUCCCUCUGUGCGUAUGGAAGGUGUUGUUGUUGCUCUAGUUUACUACAGAGGGACUACAACAGACUUAUAGAAUAAUGUGUAUAAAAAUCCAGAGCUAUCUAUAUAUGGAGUAUAAUUAUGAUUAUACAGAAAAAAAUACAGGAUAGAGAAAUAUAUAUAUAAAGAUAUAUAUUUAAAAAAAGAGUGUAUCCAAGUUAAGAUCACCUAUACAGACACACAUGCACAUGCAGUAAUGUUGAUACGAGUCAGUGAUGUACUUGCUUGUAUUUACUCUGUGGCCCAGUCAAUCUGUGGAUCAGCAAUCUGUCACCUCGGUCCGUUGAUCGGUACCAAGGCCACUAAGGGACACCUUCAGAUCUUUCCUUUCCUCCUCUCACUCCUCUUUCUCGCCUCUUUCACUCUAUCUUUUUUUUGUUUUCCUAAACACGGUAACAAUUCAAAUGUUAAACAUAGGAAAUUGGACUGCCACCAAUCUAUUUUGCUUUAUUAGUCUCCCUAUCCCCUUAACACUUGGUUAGAAAACAAACAAACAAACAAACAAAUAAACAAGCUCACACGCUUCAUAUUUAACCAAUGAUGAGUUUACUUUGAUGUCCGUCGAGGCUGACUACUUUCCUUUGUCAGUAUUAUUUAAGAAUACUGAUUGUUUACAAAUCAUGUGUUCCACUGAAACAGAAUAGAAGGUAUUCACUGCAACAUUUCUUGUUUGUACAACAGAUGUGGCUCAAAUGAUGUGUAUGUUUUAUAUUCAAGAGUUCAUUUUUAUUAUUUACAAAUAAAAGAAUGUGUGGAAGAGA